Molecule: messenger RNA, 1063 nt
Organism: Mycena citricolor
Lineage: Eukaryota; Fungi; Basidiomycota; Agaricomycetes; Agaricales; Mycenaceae
Source: the annotation of a GenBank genome assembly
GACAUACUCAUGGCUGGAGGUAUCAUCUCGUCACCCGUUCCCUCGCCGGUGAAAACCGAGCCAGUAGAUUCGCAGAUCCUUGGUCUAGAAGCACAGUUGAGAGCUCUGCGCGCGCAGAAAUCUGCAGGUUCGGCGCCGAGGGUUUCGACUAUGGCACAUCCACGAACUGGGCAGUCGGUGCAGGUCAUCGAUCUGACUGAUCUAUAAUAAGUACUGUCUGCGCGUCCCGAUCAACAACUACCCUGGAGUCUUAACGCCUCAUCUGUAUUCACUCACAAUUGCUUGUAUCUUAUCAUGCAUGUACUCCCUCGCAUUCGAUCUGCUGUCCUGCAUUGGCUGUCCCAUCCGCAGUCUGGGGGUUACAGCCCCAUUGAUGAAAGGAUCUCUCUUCCAGACAACCAAGUGACCGUCAAGCAAAAGACCUGAGAUUCAUAGUCCAAUGUUCCGGGAUUGCAGUUUUUCGGUUCGAUACACUCGUCUCAAUGGACAAAAUCCGUAUUGCCAGAGACGUGAAGGCUUGAUACUCGCACUAGAAUUGUCAAGGAAUUCGAGAGCUGCUCAAGCACGUUUGAGUCAGCCGACCAAUCUCGCGUGUUCCGACAUGAGCCGAUGAUUUGACCAGCGAUCAAAGAGCUGUAUUUGCGAAAGAUGGCGGGAAAUGCGUUUUAGGGACGAGCUGUUCUUACACUACGUACCAUCAGGAUUUGUUCCGUUGAUUCACCGGUUGUACCAGACGGGUUUGCAGCAGAGACAUCCAUCAUCGGCUUUAACUUGCAGACUGAUCUUCCGUUUCCUCCAUAAUGGCCGCAUCAGCCUUUGCAAGACAAGGGCGAAAGAUUGUCGCCAUUGGCCGCAACUACGCCGAACACAUCAAAGAGCUCAACAACACCGCUCCCAAGGAACCGUUCUUCUUCCUCAAGCCGACGACGAGCUACGUGCAGUCCGGUGGCAGGGUGGAGAUCCCCACCGGGAUCAUGGCGCAUCACGAGGGUGCGUAGGUCGGGCGGAACGCGACACGCGUGCGGCUGACCGGGCGCGCAGUCGAGUUGGGCGUCGUCAUCGG